AUGUUGCUACCGCGGAGAAGUAUACUGAGAGAAACUAAGAAGUUACCGUUAUGCAUGGAGGAUUUUAAAAAGAUUCGAAGGUUACUACAGUAUUUACUUCACAUAACGUCGUUCUCAUUUUCUUUUCAGGCGGAACCGUUUAUGAACGGUACAUCUUCAGUCUACAUUGAGCAGAUGUAUGAAGCAUGGCAGAAAGAGCCCUCAUCAGUUCAUCCUUCUUGGAAUGCCUAUUUUCACAAUGUUGAACGAGACUUACCACCUGGACAGGCUUAUUCUUCACCACCAAAAGCGCUCUACGCAGCACGUCCUCAUUUACUUCCAUCUGAAGCUGGCUUUUCAUAUAAAAUUAAGCCUCAAACAGGCUCAUCUUUGUCGGAUAUAGAAGAUCAUCUCAAAGUCCAACUUUUGAUCAGAAGUUAUCAGACGCGAGGUCACAACACAGCUGAUUUAGAUCCUUUAGGGAUUAACAAUGUGAACUUAAACGACACAACACCUCCUGAAUUAGAGCUGUCGUUUUAUGGCUUCAAAGAAACUGAUAUGGAGAAGGAAUUUCGUUUACCCAUGUCAACAUUUAUUGGUGGUGACAAAAAAUCUCUGAAACUAAGAGAUAUUAUAAAACGUUUGGAGACAAUAUAUUGCUCACAUACGGGAGUUGAAUAUAUGCAUUUGACUAAUUUCGAACAAUUGGAAUGGGUUCGUAAAAAAUUUGAAGAACCUCUUGUAUCCGAACUCACAAAUGAACAGAAAAAAACACUUUUCAAAAGACUGAUACGGUCUACAAAGUUUGAAGAAUUUUUAGCUAAAAAGUGGCCAAGCGAAAAGCGUUUUGGUCUUGAAGGUUGCGAAGUUUUGAUACCUGCUGUUAAACAAGUGAUUGAUUCGUCUAGUGCAGCUGGUGUAGAUUCUGUUGUGAUUGGCAUGCCUCAUCGGGGACGACUGAAUAUUCUCGCAAAUGUCUGUCGCCAACCUUUACCAAUUAUUUUUUCUCAGUUUUCUGCAUUAGAAGCAGCUGAUGAAGGGUCAGGUGAUGUGAAAUAUCAUCUCGGUAUCUGCAUUGAGCGCAUUAAUCGAGUUUCCCAAAAGAAAAUUAAAAUUGCUGUUGUUGCAAAUCCAUCGCAUCUUGAAGCUGUCGGUCCUGUUGUCUUGGGAAAAGUUCGUGCAGAAUCAUUUUAUACAGGAGAUAAAGAUGGUGAUCGUUCUAUGGCUAUUUUGAUGCAUGGUGAUGCAGCAUUUUCAGGACAAGGUGUCGUUAUGGAAACAUUUAAUCUUGAUCACUUGAAAGCUUAUACUACUCAUGGAACAAUCCAUAUUGUCGUUAAUAACCAGAUUGGCUUCACAACUGAUCCAAGAUGUUCACGAUCAUCUCCCUAUUGUACAGAUAUAGGGCGUGUUGUGGGGUGUCCAAUAUUUCAUGUUAAUAGUGAUGAUCCAGAAGCAGUUAUGCAUGUUUGCAAAGUUGCUGCUGAUUGGCGUAAAACUUUCAAAAAGGAUGUUAUAAUUGAUUUGGUAUCCUAUCGUCGUUAUGGACACAACGAACUUGAUGAACCGAUGUUUACACAGCCAUUGAUGUAUCAGCGUAUUAGAAAAUUACAGCCAGUUCUUGGAAUUUAUCAAAAGCAGAUUUUAACGGAAGGCAUUGCUGAUGAAAAAUAUAUAAAGGAUGAAGUAGAAAAAUAUAAUGCCGUAUUAGAAGAUGCGUACGACAAGGCACAGAAGGUGACAUUUCUUCGUAACAGAGAUUGGAUUGAUUCUCCGUGGGAUGAUUUUUUCAAGAAACGUGACCCACUGAAAGUACCAGAAACUGGUGUUCGGAAAGAAAUUAUUGAACAGAUAAUUGAGAAAUUCUCAUCUAUCCCACCAGAUUUUAAUCUUCAUCGGGGCUUGGAGAGAAUACUGAAGGGGCGACGUCAAAUGCUUAAGGAAAACAGUUUUGAUUGGGCAAUGGGAGAAGCUGUUGCAUUUGGGUCCCUUCUUCUCGAAGGGAUACAUGUUAGAUUGUCUGGACAGGACGUUGAAAGAGGAACAUUUUCGCAUAGGCAUCAUGUGUUGCAUGAUCAAAAAAUCGAUCAAAAGACAUAUAAUCCGUUGAAUGAUUUGUCGAAUACACAAGCAGAAUAUUCAGUAUCGAAUUCGUCGCUUUCUGAAUAUGCAGUUCUCGGUUUCGAGCUUGGUUACUCAAUGGUAAAUCCCAAUUCGCUAGUUGUAUGGGAAGCUCAAUUUGGGGAUUUCGCAAAUAAUGCUCAGUGCAUCACGGACCAAUUUCUAUCCUCGGGUCAGGCCAAAUGGAUUCGACAGUCUGGGCUGGUGAUGUCAUUGCCACAUGGUUAUGAAGGGAUGGGCCCGGAACAUAGUAGUGCACGUUUGGAACGCUAUCUGCAGAUGUGUAAUGAAGAUGAUGAAAUCGAUAUUGAGAAAACUGCAUUUGGUCCUACUUUUGAAUCGCAGCAGCUGUACGACACAAACUGGAUUGUAACAAAUUGCACCACACCCUCUAAUGCCUGCCAUGUAUUAAGACGACAAAUAGCAUUGCCUUUUAGAAAACCACUGGUCAUAAUGUCACCAAAAUCACUUCUCCGUCAUCCUUUGGCACGUUCUUCUAUAGAAGAUUUUCUGCCUGGUACCAGGUUUCAGAGAGUGAUUCCAGAAAGUGGCUGUGCUAGUGAAACUCCAGAUAAAGUGGAGCGUUUGGUAUUUUGUACUGGAAAGGUGUACUAUGAUUUAAUAUCUGCGAGGAAACAUCUGAACCUAGAACCACGUAUUGCAAUAUGUCGCAUCGAGCAAAUAAGUCCAUUCCCGUACGAUUUAGUUGACCAAGAAUGCCGCAAAUACAGCGUCGCAGAACUUAUUUGGGCACAGGAAGAGCACAAAAAUAUGGGCGCGUGGGGGUUCAUCCAUCCUAGAUUUGAAGGGCUUUUAACGAAACUGUUGCGUUACCAUUUGCCAACUUCAUGUGAUUUCGAAGCUUUCAGGCAGGGAAGAAUGCUCACAUAUGCGGGACGGAAGCCUGAGGCUUCGGUAGCAACGGGUAACAAAUAUACUCAUUAUGCCGAAUUGAAAAAUCUUAUUGCCAAAACUUUGAAUGUCCGUAAAGCUGAUCUCGAUGGAUUCAUAGGUGGAUGA
Messenger RNA from Thelazia callipaeda (thelaziosis nematode), 3120 nucleotides. The record is from the annotation of a GenBank genome assembly. NCBI's taxonomy places the organism in Eukaryota, Metazoa, Nematoda, Chromadorea, Rhabditida, Thelaziidae.